This is a messenger RNA of Aspergillus brunneoviolaceus CBS 621.78, 3952 nucleotides long. RefSeq names its product putative 1-phosphatidylinositol-4,5-bisphosphate phosphodiesterase Plc1. Gene Ontology annotation, molecular function: phosphatidylinositol-4,5-bisphosphate phospholipase C activity; calcium ion binding. The coding region runs from base 265 to 3717 and encodes 1150 amino acids. NCBI's taxonomy places the organism in Eukaryota, Fungi, Ascomycota, Eurotiomycetes, Eurotiales, Aspergillaceae. The transcript has a single exon. Gene Ontology annotation, biological process: phosphatidylinositol-mediated signaling; lipid metabolic process. The record is from RefSeq and is a predicted model, not a curated record.
GGCCAAGAUGCAGAUAUCAAAACCGCAAUCCCGCUAAGGAAGUGGCUUUUGCAUCACUCAGCCAGACACGAUCCCCAUUCCGGCUCGUAUUGCAUUACAGUGACAGGCUACCAUUCCAGGGUCACCACAGCCGCCUAAUCGUUGUGUGUGUCGUUGUUCAUUCGUCCUCCUAGGGUCCAGGUGACUCAGGCAUUGGCACGGUUCACGGCAGGUCUACAAUCUCACAUUUUGCAGCUGGGUACUACGUCUGCUAGGGUUUCCGCAAUGGCUUACGCUGCUACUUCAUCGCCUUCCACCCUCAAUGGCGACACUCAAGCAAGUUUAAAACUCACUGGCUCACCCUCUCAACCCCCCAAACUACAUAAUGUCAUUACCUCAAUCCCGCCUGCCUCCAAUCCCUCAUCGGCAAGCUUCUACUCCUCUUACUCAGCCACCCCAAACUCUACUCACUCAACCUACAACUACUCAAAUGCUUCAAGCCCAUCAGGCACACCCUUACAUAUCCCCUCUGACUCUCUUCGAGGGCGACUGUCCACUGCCCCUCUUGUACCGCCUGGCACUUUCGAGCUUGGAGAGUCCGAGAUGGCUGUUCCUGGCUACGCCAUCACCUCUGGCUCGGCAGAUAUCAUCACUCAGAACACGAACAAAGGUCCCGGUUUGAUGCGUAGAAUCUCACGUGGAGCAGCGAGCAAGCUCACGAGAAGACGUACUUCCACCACCCACAAUGACAAGCGAGAUCGGAGCUCCGGACCGGUUAUCAUGCGCAGACGAAGCGAUAGCAAGACUGCUCAGAACAGCUGGGAGAACGCCCUGGAAUCUAGCAACGAGGAAGACAGCAAUGAUGCCUUGGAAAUGAACGGUGCAUGUGGUCCAGAAGCAUCCAGCCUACCAAAUGAUAGCUCAUUGACGGCUUCCCGCAAUAGUGGUGUGGUUGCGCCCAAGGUUGACGGGGCAAUCCAACGUGGCACGAUAUUGACCAAAGUCACGAAAAAGCGCCGCAAACAAGUGCGUUUCUUCCUGGAUCUCGAUGCUGGCAAAGUCUACUGGGAUCCCUCCAAUCCAGCAAAACGGUUCUACAUCGACGAUGUGAAGGAGAUCCGUGUCGGGGCCGAUGCGCGGAAUUACCGCGAGGAGCACCAGGUCCCAGAAGAACUCGAAAGUCGAUGGUUCACAAUUGUUAUUGCUGAUGCGGAACGCUUUAAAGGCCGUACGGUCAAAACAAUGCACCUCAUCGCUCCGAAUGACCACAUUCUCGAGCUCUGGACUUCAACCCUCGAACAUAUUUCCCGUUACAGAAUAGGUCUCAUGGCUGGUCUGGCAGGAUCCGGACAGAGCGAGGCGGUCUUGAAGGCUCACUGGCAGCGUGAGAUGCAAUUAUUAUACCCCCAGGGUCUCAAGCCAGGCGAUCAGGAGAGCCUUGAUUUCGAAGCCGUGGAGGGUGUCUGCCGCAGCCUGCACAUCAAUUGCUCGAAGAACAUGCUGCGCGCCCAAUUUUCCAAGGCUGACAUCAACAACAAGGGCAAGUUGUACUUUUCCGAGUUUAGUGACUUCGUUGCUAGAUUGAAGGAGCGGAAAGACGUGAAAAUGAUCUUCAAGGACAAUGCUUUCAACUCUGACGGCCUCACUCUCGACGAAUUCCUAUCGUUCCUUCGUGAUGUUCAGAAUGAGGACGUUGACUCGGAUCAAGCCCAUUGGACAUCUAUCUUUGACAAGUUUGUCCGCAAGUCAAAGCCGCGCACGCCGAGCAUUCCGGAACACGGUGACAACCAGGUCUCCCGAAUGAGUGUUGAUGCUUUCUCUUCUUUCUUGGCCUCCUCGGCAAAUGGGAUUUAUGCCUCCCGAGCUCCCCAAUCUCGAUUCGACCGACCAUUGAAUGAAUACUUCAUUUCAAGCUCACACAACACUUACCUCCUGGGACGUCAGGUGGCUGGGGCUUCCAGCACUGAAGCUUACAUCAGCGCAUUGUCGCAAGGCUGUCGUUGUGUAGAAAUAGACUGCUGGGAUGGCGCGGAUGGUCGGCCCAUUGUCUCUCACGGAAGAACCAUGACCACCAGCGUGCUAUUUGCGGAUUGCAUCACCGUCAUCAAUCGGUACGCGUUCAUCAGCAGUGACUAUCCCCUUAUUCUUUCUCUUGAGGUCCAUUGUUGUCCCGAGCAACAGUUGGUCAUGGUGAGAAUCAUGAGGGAGACCUUCAAAGAUCAACUUGUCCUAGAGCCGCUCCUCAAUAACACAUUCGUUCUGCCCUCGCCUGAAGAUCUCAAGGGUCGCAUCCUGGUCAAAGUCAAGGUAUGCGACGAGCCUCAAGCGGACAUGCGUCAAGAAACGUCAACCUCGAUUAUGAGCUCCGGUCGUAAACGCAGUUCAAGCUCUCCGUUCAUUCGACCGAUGGUGCCCGAGCAUCAGAUGACCUUCAAUCUCCCUCCGCUAACCAGCUCGACCACCGUUGGCCCGGACAGCGCCGAUACAUUUCUGACACACGAUCGACGCUCUUUUACGACCACCAGCAUCAGCAGUGCUACAGAGGACAGUGACACCAACAUGUUCUCAACCAGUCAAAAGGAGCGAAGACGAAGCCAGAAGAGCAAGAUAACAAAGCCUUUGUCGGACCUAGGAGUCUACACCCGCGGCUAUAAGUGGCAUAGCUUUUUCUCUCCGGAAAGUCAGCAAUACAACCACGUGUAUUCCUUUGCCGAGCGCUCUUUCGAGAGCAUCUGCCGCGACAUGGACAAUAAGGCUCUGUUUGAGAGGCAUAAUAGGAAAUAUCUCACCAGAGUCUAUCCCUCGGGGUUCCGCUUACGAUCGUCCAACUUUGAUCCACUCAAGUUCUGGCGGCGCGGUGUGCAGAUGGCGGCCCUGAAUUGGCAGACUUACGACGUCGGCAUGCAAAUGAACCAUGCAAUGUUCGCAGCCGGAACGGAUCGUACAGGCUAUGUUCUCAAGCCCGAGUCCCUCCGAACUGUGCGUCUUGGUGAAGAGGCAGCAAAGGGCAAGGAGAGGAAACUCGUCAGAUUCUCGGUCGAUGUUAUCUCUGCGCAGCAACUGCCCCGCCCCCGCAGCCUUGGACCAGAGGAUUACAUCAAUCCUUAUGUCGAAAUCGAGAUGUUCAGUGCGGAUGAUCGUGGUCAAAGUUUUGUACUUGGCGAGGGAGGCAUGGAUGCCUCGGCUCGCAAUGGUAUGUCAGGGAUCGGGUAUCCUCACCGUCGGCGUACCAAAAUUGAACAGAGCAAUGGCUACAGUCCCAUCUUCAAUGAUCGGUUCAAGCUCUCGCUAGAAACCAAAUACCCCGACCUGGUCUUUGUACGUUGGACGGUCUGGAGCUCGUUGGAUGGUCGCAGUGCAGGAAACAAUAACAGUGUGCAGCUGGCCACAUUCACAGCUAAACUCAGCAGCCUUUCGCAAGGAUACCGCUACCUGCCCCUCUGUGACACCGGUGGUGACCAGUACCUGCUUUCCACGCUGUUCUGCAAGAUCACCAAGGAAGACCCUGUCUCAGUUCAGCGUCUUGAUGCGGAAGAGCUCCGCGCUGAGCGAAUGGGAAUUUUCCGUCAAAUCGGCCAGUCUGUCUUCAAACGAGCCUCAUCCACCGAAAGGGACCGGGACACUGGCUCCGACAAAGGCAGUGAAGCUCCAAUGACUCCCGACGAUAAUACUUCUCCCACAUCCCCCGCGCUGACCCCGACGGUUUCGGCCGCUUCCACUUCGUCUUUACCUCCGUGAAUCGCUUGACAUCAGAUGUCACUGUGCAUCGUCAUGCUCAACUGACCCACGCCUUCACUCCUGCUGUUUUCUCUUAGCCCGCUUACCUUGUCAUCAUGAUCUUGUCCAUCUCGUUCCAGGUGCAAGUAUAGGAAUGGCGUUAUCCCAGCCUGACUGCAUUUGAUCUGUGUUAUUAUUUAGUUUGCAUUUGUGUUUUUGGAGCCUUGGGUGCAUUUCAGCUGCCGAGGAAGCCACA